AUGCGGCAAAUUUUCCUAGCCGCCCUCCUUGUGGUGGGGAUUUUUGCAGUGGAAGAGACGAAAGAAGAGGAUGGCCCAAUUGUUAACACCAAAUACGGACCUGUCCAAGGCCUGAAAGUCGAAGCAAAAGACGGGUCCACAGCUAAUGUUUUCCUUGGAAUUCGAUAUGCCAAUGCCCCGGAUAAUUUUCAUCGAUUUGAGAAACCCCAUAUCGUCGACAAAUGGGACUUUCUGCACCAUGCCACAAGAUUCCGGGCAGCUUGUAUCCCGGUACACAGUGCACACGUCAAUGAUCGCCAGGACUUCAGCGAGGACUGCCUUUUCCUGAAUAUCCUGACGCCUUCUGACCUUCAAAGCGCACACCCAGUGAUGGUAUUCAUCCACGGCGGUGGUUUCGCAAUCGGAAACACGGAAGAAUAUGGCUACAAGAAGCUUGUCGAUCACUUUGUUGCCAAGGGCAUUGUUGUCGUCACCAUUCAAUAUAGACUGGGACCUCUUGGCUUCUUUUCUCUCGGAGACCCGACUGCGCCUGGAAACAUGGGUCUCUGGGAUAUGGCGACGGCUCUAGAAUUCUUGCACGAUGUCCUCCCCGCUUUCGGAGGCAACGUCAACCAAAUCACCGUAUCCGGACAGUCUGCCGGCUCCUCUGCCGCCAGUGCUCUAACUUUUUCACCUCAUGCUGAUGUCUAUUUCCACCAAACCAUCGAGCUUUCCGGAUCAGUUUUUGCCGAGUAUUCACUAUCGGAGUCGGUCGUCGAGAACUCCUUCGCCCUGGCCAAAGAGCUAGGAUGCCAGAAAAACAAUGAAAAAGACACCCGGAAAAUCCUGGACUGCAUGAGGGAGAGGACUGCACAAGAGAUUCUGGAUGGUGUUGAUAGGAUUGGCCCGAGCCGCACUCAUCCGAACUUCUUGAAGUUCCAUCCCAGGAUUGAUGGCGAAUUCUUCCCGUAUGCUCUGGAUCAGAUGUUGAAAACAGCGCAGCCAAAGCCGGUGCUUUCUGGAUUUACAGAUCAGGAAUCGGCAAUGUUUGCCAGCGGCUUCGAGGGCUACCCUGCCUUCAACGGCGUCCGGCUCACCAAGGAGGACCAGAAGAACUUUACUCGAGACGCGUUCUUCAAAUUCAUCUCGGAAAACGUGGCUACUGAGCAUGAGCAUGGGCGUAAAAUGGGCCCCUUCCUCGAUCUCCUCGAAGAGUACUACAUCAAGCGCGACGCUCCGGCAGAGCCAGACACCAAAUUUUACGUUCAGAGGUAUACUGAGCUCCUCUCCGAUCUGAUGUUCGUCGUCCCAACGCUCCAUGACCUCGAGCUGAGGCGUCUGCAGAAUUGGCCCAGCUGGCUGUACCAAAUCACCUACACGUCGUCGCUUGAGAAGAAGCUGGAGCGCGACAAUAAGGGAGCCUGGCACGCCACCGAGCUGAAGUACCUCUUCGACAUCUUUGGGAUUAAGGACGAAGAUUUGGCGCCGGAAGAUGCUAAAUUCCAAAGGGCUUUUGUCGAUAGCUUGGCAAAAUUUGUGAUUAAUGGUAAUCCCUCAACCGACUCAUUCAAAUGGGAUCAAGUUUCGAAAGACAAGCCCUGGACCUACGCCAACUUUGCCGAGACCCCGAAAAUGGAAAAGACCUUCGACCCGCAACUCGUCGAAUUCUGGCUGAAGAGAAUUCCGAAAGCCGUCGGAAGCGACCACCUGAGCAAAAGCCGACUCCCCGGAGCCCAUGCUCACCGCGUGCACACUGAACUU
Mesorhabditis spiculigera is the source of this 1740-nucleotide messenger RNA. The record is from the annotation of a GenBank genome assembly. Lineage: Eukaryota; Metazoa; Nematoda; Chromadorea; Rhabditida; Rhabditidae.